Messenger RNA from Chlorocebus sabaeus (green monkey), 772 nucleotides. Lineage: Eukaryota; Metazoa; Chordata; Mammalia; Primates; Cercopithecidae. The record is from RefSeq and is a predicted model, not a curated record.
AUGCCACAUGUUUCGCAGCUAAAAAUGGUAUCAAAGUAACAGUGGAAAAUGCAAAGUGUGUGCAAGCAAAUGCUUUUACUCAGGGACUUUAACUGCACUUCGGAUGUGUUACCAAGGUUAUGGUUACCCUUUGAGGCUGUUUCUGGAAGAAGGAGGAGUGGUAACAGUCUGCAAAAUCAAUACGCAGGAACCUGAGGAGACCUUGGAUUCUGAUUUCUGCAGCACCAAUGUUAUUAAUAAUAAAAUUAUUCUGCAGUCAGAGGGGCUCCAUGAAGCAUUUUCUGAAUUGGAUUUUUCUAAUUUUUAUUCCUUUCAGGAUAUGACGAGUGAAGUCCUACAAAUUACAAUGUCUCCUGACAAGCCUUAUUUCAGGUUAUCUACUUUUGGAAAUGCAGGAAGUUCCCACCUUGACUAUCCCAAAGAUUCUGAUUUGAUGGAAGCAUUUCAUUGUAAUCAAACCCAAGUCAACAGAUACAAGAUUUCUUUACUGAAACCCUCUACAAAGGCAUUAGUCCUAUCUUGUAAGGUAUCUAUUCGGACAGAUAACAGAGACUUCCUUUCAUUACAGUAUAUGAUUAGAAAUGAAGAUGGACAAAUAUGCUUUGUGGAAUAUUACUGCUGCCCUGAUGAAGAAGUUCCUGAGUCUGAGUCUUGAGUAUGACAAUUCACUGAUAUUUAUGUGUACAUUUAUGACAGAUGAAGUUCUUAUUCUGAGUCCAGUACUCUUUAUAAUUUCAUGUUGAAUUUUCUGUAAGGAGGAAGAACAAUGGGG